GUUGCUCCAUAGAAAAUGGUGAACAAAUACUUUGUGUAUGAGUUUAUGCCUAAUGGAACAUUAUGCCAGCAUUUACAAAGAGAGAGAGGUGAUGAACUUGCUUGGCCAGUUCGCCUUACAAUUGCUGCUGAAACUGCACAAGCCAUUGCUCAUCUGCACUCUGCUAUAGAUCCCCCAAUAUACCACAGAGACAUCAAGUCUAGCAACAUACUCCUUGAUUACAAUUUCGGGUCCAAAGUAGCAGAUUUUGGUCUUUCUAGACUUGGAAGGACUGAAAUAUCCCACAUCUCAACAGCCCCUCAAGGAACUCCAGGAUACCUCGAUCCUCAGUACCAUCAAAACUUCCAUCUUUCAGACAAAAGCGAUGUUUAUAGUUUUGGGGUAGUUCUCAUUGAGAUCAUAACAGCAUUAAAAGUGGUGGACUUUUCUAGGCCUCCAAAUGCAGUUAAUUUGGCAGCUGUUGCUAUUGACAGAAUUAGCAAGGGGCGUUUAGAUGAGAUCAUUGACCCAUUACUAGAGCCAAAUAGUGAUUCUUGGACAUUAUCUUCAAUCUACAAGGUGGCAGAGCUGGCUUUUAGAUGCUUAUCAUUUCACAGGGACAUGAGACCUACAAUGAUAGAAGUAGCAGCAGAAUUGGAACAAAUCAGGCUAAGUAGAUGGGUUUCUACAGAAGAAAUUACUUGUGCAGCUUCAUCAGAGGUAUCUCCUUGCUCUUCCUCAUCCAAUCUAAGCGAGCAACCACUGAGCAUGGCAGUUAAUAAGAAGUUUGGACUGGAAAAUAGAAGCCUAUUUAUGCUUCAGAUGACUAAUGUUGGCUCUGUGAACUUGAUGAAAAAAUUGAAGGAUAAUUCACAAGUUUCAGUCCAAGGCCCAUGGUUGAGUGAACAAAGCUUUCGUCGGACAGUUUGCUGAGCAAUGCAACCCAUUAACCAGAAGCCACUCUUUCUUCAGAUUUCAACUUCAUCUCGGCCUGUUAUUACUUUGGUGUCAUCAAUGCAGUACCAGAGUUUUGUCCCUCUUCAUAGUUUCUAAGAGCUCCCUACCUUGUGUAUGUAUUUAUCGACACGAAUUAAAAUGUUCCCAUUAAUGUCUUUUUCUGCCUUUAGUGUAUCACAAUACUGUUAUCGGGACUUGUUGACACGAAAAUUCGGUGACAGACGAAAAGAGUACAGCUAAAACAAACAGGCAGACGCGUGAUCAAAACCUUGUAUAAUUGUUGGGCCCUGUUAUAAAAAAUCAGCCUCAGCCUUUAUAAUGUUUGGGGAAAUAGUGGAGCAAGGCCUGAACAGUUGUUACCCCUACAUUGUUGUAAGUAAGCCGAUAUAAUAAUCUAAUCAAAGGGCCUAGUUUGUUUGUCAGUUUGUGUCGAACGGCUUACCCAACUCUGCAACUGAAGAACCACCUCGUACCUUGGGCGUACUUGGGGUGUUUAAGAGGUGCUGUUACAACCAGCAACUUCAUCGAACUAAAACCCUUAAAAAAUUGGAACUGCAAUCCGUUUUUCUCGGAUUUCCUGUCCCAAAGUUCAAAUCGUCCAAUCAUCGUCGUUUAUCUCAUCAAUCCGUAAGUAAAUCUCUCCUAAAUUUCGCUCAAGUUUGUAACUUUUUUAAGUAAGUCAUGCGAAUUACCCUCCGAAAGCCAAGAAACCAAAGUACAAAGGACGGUGCAGAUGUAUCUGGAUCGUUGGGGGUUAAGUAAGACAUUUCACUUGCUGACUUCUGGACUAUUUUGUACUUUCAGUUGAUAGCAGAGGAGCCCUAACUUCUAUGCCCCUAACGGAGUAUAGAGUAUGGACUAGGUAUAAAGCUAACUGAUGAAAAACACUGAAAAUAAAAACAUCUGGAAGUGCAUCAAUUAGCUGCUUCGGCUGCAUUUUAUUUACAGUGUAGGUGAUUGAUGGGAGCAAUUGGUGGGUUUUUUCUACGAUGCGUGUUUUGUUUGAUUUCCAAGAAAUUUUAUGAAAUGAAGAGAAAAAUAAAAGCUUUUCCUAAUGAAACCAUAUCUUGUUCUGAAAAAUGUGAAGAAUAGACUUCUAAGUUUUUAACCUUAUUCUUUCUCUAUUCAUGUGUGUCUGCAGAUUAGAUUUAUGGGUUUGAAUUGCACAAGCAGAUAAGAUUUUAGAUUACAGGAAUUUGCGGCGAUGAUAAUAUCAAAGACCUUUUAUUUUCUGAGGCCUUUCCUGUGAUAGAGUCUCAAGCACUUUUGAGCCGCAUCUUAAUAGCAAAAAAAGUUUGUCUAUGUGAUUUUCUCAAUUUCUGAGGCACGUUCAUUUUUAAUUAAUC
Molecule: messenger RNA, 2282 nt
Organism: Durio zibethinus
Lineage: Eukaryota; Viridiplantae; Streptophyta; Magnoliopsida; Malvales; Malvaceae
Source: RefSeq, a predicted model, not a curated record